This is a messenger RNA of Dipodomys ordii (Ord's kangaroo rat), 564 nucleotides long. Its product is annotated as olfactory receptor 14J1-like. Gene Ontology annotation, biological process: G protein-coupled receptor signaling pathway. The transcript has a single exon. Gene Ontology annotation, cellular component: membrane. The annotation marks the transcript as partial. The record is from RefSeq and is a predicted model, not a curated record. NCBI's taxonomy places the organism in Eukaryota, Metazoa, Chordata, Mammalia, Rodentia, Heteromyidae. Gene Ontology annotation, molecular function: odorant binding; olfactory receptor activity.
CUCAUCAUGGAUGCCAGAAAAUGUAAGAGUGCUGUGAUAGCUGUAUGGGUAAAUGGAGGCAUCUCAGGAAUCUUGUAUACAGCUGCCACAUGUUCUAUCACAUUCUGUAGAGCCAGAAUAAUUCACCACUUCUUCUGUGAUGUCCCUCAAAUAGCGAAGCUCUCCUGCUCCAAUGAUUACCUUGCAGUCAUUGGAGUGGCUGCGUUCACGUCUCUGGCAGCCUCAGCCUGUUUCAUCUCCAUUGCCCUCUCCUACAUCCACAUAUUCUCCACAGUUCUAAGAAUACCCUCUGCUGAAGGCCAGUCUAAGGUCUUCUUUACCUGCCUGCCCCACCUUUUUGUUGUCUCAUUUUUCCUGUUCACAGCCAUGUGUGCAUAUUUCAAACCAAUUUCAGACUCUGCAACUGCUUUGGACCUCAUGUUGUCUGUUUGUUAUACAAUAAUCCCUCCAACACUCAAUCCUAUGAUCUACAGUCUGAGGAAUGAAGCCAUGAAGGGAGCUUUAAAGAAUCUUCCAACUUUAGCUGGAAGAUUCACUGAGAAAAAAGGAUUCAUGUUUUGUUAG